Molecule: messenger RNA, 1584 nt
Organism: Microtus oregoni (creeping vole)
Lineage: Eukaryota; Metazoa; Chordata; Mammalia; Rodentia; Cricetidae
Gene: Colec10
Product: collectin subfamily member 10
Exons: 6
Coding region: 65-934 (289 amino acids)
Source: RefSeq, a predicted model, not a curated record
GUUACUUCUUUUUUUUUUUCUCUCUGUGGCAGAUUUUACUUAAAAAUAAUGCUGUUUAUUUAGCAUGUCUUGGAGACCCUCUUUUGAAGAAACCGCAGUCAUGAAUGGCUUUAACGUCCUGCUUCGCAGCAACCAAUUCAUCCUGCUGCUGCUAUUGCUCCUGCAGGUUCAGAGUCUGGGUCUGGAUAUUGAUAGUCGACCUGCUGCAGAAGUCUGUGCCACUCACGCCAUUUCACCAGGACCCAAAGGAAAAGAUGGUGAAAAAGGAGACACAGGAGAAGAAGGCAAGGAUGGCAAAAUGGGACGCAGGGGACCAAAAGGAGUUAAAGGAGAUCUGGGUGAUAUGGGACCCCAGGGCAAUAUUGGCAAGUCUGGCCCCAUUGGCAAGAAAGGUGACAAAGGGGAAAAGGGUCUGCUCGGCAUUCCUGGAGAAAAAGGCAAGGCAGGCACCAUCUGCGACUGUGGGAGAUACCGGAAAGUGGUCGGACAACUAGAUAUUAGUGUCGCUCGUCUCAAGACAUCUAUGAAGUUCAUCAAGAAUGUUAUAGCAGGGAUCCGAGAAACUGAGGAGAAAUUUUACUACAUCGUGCAGGAGGAGAAGAACUACAGGGAAUCCCUGACCCACUGCAGGAUCCGGGGAGGGAUGCUAGCCAUGCCUAAGGACGAGGCUGUUAAUACACUUAUUGCAGACUAUGUCGCCAAGAGUGGCUUCUUCCGAGUGUUCAUUGGCGUGAAUGACCUUGAGAGGGAGGGACAGCACGUGUUCACUGACAACAGCCCACUGCAGAACUACAGCAACUGGAAGGAGGGGGAGCCCAGUGACCCCUAUGGCCAUGAGGACUGUGUGGAGAUGCUGAGCUCGGGCAGGUGGAAUGACACCGAGUGCCAUCUUACCAUGUAUUUUGUCUGUGAGUUUGUCAAGAAGAAAAGAUAACUUCCCUCCCAUUACACAGUCGCUCUUUUCCUAGACUUCCCAGCAGUUCUAUCCGUCUCUGCCUCCCUAACUACACUGCCUUGCUAAGAUGACCGAAGAAUCCCUUAUCCACUAGCAGCUUCUUCUGUGUCAAUUGUGACAAUUCUGUACAUAAUGUUUGUUUGGGAUAUUGUUGGGGAUCUUUAUCUCUUUCUUCUAUUUAGCCCUCUGAUUUAAUGAAGGAAGACUCUAGAACUCCAAAGGGGAAAGGGAGUGUUAUUCCUAAAGAGCAUGUGUUAGAUAGUCCUUUUGUGAAAUUGCCCCCUUGCUAUUAAUGGCUUCAUCUUUUUUUAUAAAUGUAUUCAAGGAGACAUUUCUCACCUUCAGCAAAGAGAAUAGGGGUGGGGGGAAGCCUUCAGAAAACUCUAUAAAAGUGUUAAAGUGCGACAAGGCCCCGCCCCUUCCAACGAAUAUGUCACUCCUGGAGAGAUUUCACGGAGGCCUUUCACGCUCUGUAAGUUAACGUUGCUGGGGACGCCCUUCCUGCUAUUUUGACAUCACAGGGCUAUGCCAGGCACAGCAUUUGGAAUGUGUACAGACUCCUCAGUUACCGAGUUGGCAGCAUGCUAUCUCGAGCUGCAGAUCAAACCCCGAAGCCGUUCUCGUCUGGC